Phymastichus coffea is the source of this 1780-nucleotide messenger RNA. RefSeq lists its product as uncharacterized. Gene Ontology annotation, cellular component: plasma membrane. The record is from RefSeq and is a predicted model, not a curated record. Gene Ontology annotation, molecular function: glutathione gamma-glutamate hydrolase. Bases 125 to 1615 code for a protein of 496 amino acids. Gene Ontology annotation, biological process: glutathione catabolic process. The transcript is spliced from 9 exons. NCBI's taxonomy places the organism in Eukaryota, Metazoa, Arthropoda, Insecta, Hymenoptera, Eulophidae.
UGCAACAUGUAUGAAUAAAAUUCUAAUUUUGUAUGCUAAGCAUGAUUUCAAUUUCUUUACUUAUAUAGAACUAUGUGUAGAUAAAGAAUAGAAAUAUACGAAUUCUAAAAAUAUUUCACUUACCAUGAGUUACAUUCGACAAAUUCCAACCGAAGAAUGCCCUUUAACAAAAGAAAAAGAAAAAUGCUCCAUAAGUGAUUGCUGUGGAUUCAGAUCCAUUACGUGCUCGUUUGUAGGACUUACAAUUGUUAUUACAAUUGCACUAUCUCUUCAGUUAGCUUAUGAUAGUAAUGCAUUUCAGAGAAGAUUAAACGUCCAUGGAGCAGUUGCUACAGACUAUACAAAUUGUUCUCAAAUUGGCACAAAAAUACUUUGGAAAGGUGGAAAUGCUGUUGACGCUGCCAUUGCUGCAACUCUUUGUAUGGCUGUUGUAGCACCAUAUAAAACCAGUCUAGGAAGUGGAGGCUACAUUAUGAUUUACAGUCAUAGAGAUAGAGAAGUUCCUAAGUUGAUAGAUUUUUUGAGUAAUACUGUACCUGAUGAAUUCUUGUUACAUAAAAUGAGAAUCCCCUCUAUGCUUCGUGGAUUACAAUAUGCACAUACUUUGUACGGAAAAUUACUAUGGCAAGAGGUUGUUGAACCUGCUAUCCAGUUAGCACAAGAUGGAUUUGAAAUUUCAAGAGACUUUGCUCAUGAAGCUGUCAUAAAUGUAAAUUUAAAUAUAUUUGGACGUGUCAAUGCUGGGGAAAAACUAACAUUGCCUACUCUUGCAAAAACUUUGGAAACUGUAUCAAAGUUUGGAGUAAAUGAUUUUUACAAUGGAUCAUUAGUCAAUCAAAUAUUUUCAAGUAAGAAUGUGAGUGAAAAAUUGUUGGAUGAACUAGCAAAUUAUAAGCCAGAUGUCAUUUUAGCACAAUCAUCAAAUCUUCUUCAAUAUUCUAUUUUCUAUCCAUCAAAUUGGAAUUUAAUAAAACCAAUUGUAGAUAAACUAAACGAGUUAAACAUUUCAACAGAAAAUGCAUCAUCAUUUGAAUCUGAGAUUAUUGCUGCUGAAACAAUGAUAAAACAAAUGCAUCAACUUAAAAACCCAUUCAUCAAUACUACUGAAACUAGAAAGUACACAAGUGUUUCUGUAGUCGAUUGGCAAGAUACUUAUGUCGCAGUAACAACAGGACUGAAUGAAAUAAUAAACUUAGCUUAUAAAACUGAUGCAGGAUUUUUUUUUGACACUUUUGAUGACAAAAACUCAUUGUUAUCAUUAUCACCAAUAAUAUUCUAUGACAGUAAUACUAUAUGUGGAUUACGAGGCAUUUUUGGCGUUGACGAUGCUUUGGUUGCAGGCCAAAUCCUUUUCAAUUUAAUUUUGCGUUCAAUGAGUGUUUCUGUAGCAGUAGAAUAUCCUAGGUAUUAUUUGCUGCUUGAUGGAAUUGCAAUAGAGAAUGAUGAUAGACAUUCAAGUAGUAGACUUCUCAGAGAUAGUUUAAUUGCUAUUGAUUCAGUAUCUAAAGUAGAUGCUAGAAUGCUGAUGAAAAGUGUAAAUAUUAUAAUUAAACGCAAAAAUUUUAUUACCGCUCAUUCCGACAGUAGAGGAGAUGGUUUAGCUUCAAGAUUUUGAAAGUUUCAAUUAACAACAUAUUUCAUAUGAUAUUUUACACUAAAGAAUGAUAGGAAUUAUCCUAUAUAUCCUAUAAUAAUUUGAUAAGUUAAUUAAUGGUGUUCAGAAUGUAUUAUCAAUAAUGUACAAAACUAAUUAAUUCCGUCCAAGCUGUUUAUAUAAAUA